GGCUUGAAUGUGCAAGCAGGGGGGCACUGGAGGGGAUCACUUCCAUGGACCAUCUGUCUCCCUCGGCUCAACAAAGGAGGACGCAGGAUGGUGUUAGUCCAUGUCGGAUAUCUGGUUCUCCCCGUCUUCGGCUCGGUUAGAAAUAGAGGAGCACACUUUACCAGGCACCAACACAGCCAUGCUACCUCCUGCCGACACUUUCAUCUGGGCGCCCCGCAGGCGCCCAUCUCGGCCGAGUUCCCUUUAGGGCACACCAGCCAGCCCCCUCAGACGGGCCUGGCCACCCACCUUCCACCCGCACACCAUCCGCCCCUCACUGCCCUGCCCACGGCCCCUCAGUUCCAGGACGUGUCGGGGCCUCCGUUCCUACCUCAGGCCUUACACCAGCAAUACCUCAUCCAGCAGCAGCUUCUGGAAGCGCAGCACCGCCGUAUUCUACCCCACUCCAGAAGAUCCCAGGAGCGUAUCCCCCUGAACCCUCACCGACUGCGGUCUGUCUACGAGUACUCCCCUCCACUCCAUGUCCCCCAGCCAAUGGCACAGCAGCCGAGGUACCUUGCCGAAGGCACAGACUGGGAUCUCAGCGUAGACGCCGGCCCCCUCCCUCACCACCAGUACCACCUACAGCAACUUCCGCAGCACUAUCAGCACUACCUGGCCUCCCCCCGAAUGCACCACUUCGCCAGGAACACGUCGUCUGCCCAAGUGGUUGUGCAUGAAAUCCGAAACUACCCGUACCCUCAGCUGCACUUGUUGGCGCUGCAAAGUCUGAACCCCUCCAGGCACGCUACUGCGGUGCGGGAAAGCUACGAGGAGCUGCUUCAGUUGGAGGACCGUUUAGGGAGUGUCAGCCGAGGCGCUGUUCAAACCACCAUCGAGAGGUUCACCUUCCCACACAAAUACAAAAAGAGGAAGCCCCUGCAGUUAAAGAUUGGGGAGGAGGAGACGGACGUGGACGAGAAGUGUACCAUCUGUUUAUCCAUGCUGGAGGAUGGGGAGGACGUCAGGAGGUUACCCUGCAUGCACCUCUUCCACCAAGGCUGCGUGGACCAAUGGCUGGCAACCAGCAGGAAGUGUCCAAUCUGUCGAGUUGACAUCGAGACACAGCUGAACGCCGACAGCUGAUGAGAUUUCAACCCCCUUCCACUUGUUGGUAGUGGUUCCUGCUUUCUUCCAUCCACAAACACCCCUGCCCCCUCGCCCGCCACAUCCCUCCCCUUUCUCACCCGCCAUUGGGUGCUUUUGCCAAAAUGUCUCCAGACUUUGACGUGACAUCAUCGCUUUACUGAGCCAAACCAGGAAGCAGAAGCGCACGAGGACUCUUCUCGAUCUCUGUCAAACACAAGCACAUCUCUCUGCGAGCGAGACACACAAACAGUGGCGUACACACAGGGUUUUUGUUGUAGCUUGCUGGUUCUAUAAGUGGUUACCGUGCUGCUGCUGCUGCUGGUGUUGUUGUACUGUAGGCGCCUUCGGGCUGUGUAGCAUGUCCUGAAAGCCAUGACUUAAAUGUCCCGAGCACUCAAUACCCUGCAGCGAGCUGGCGACUGUCUCCCUCUCUCUUUCUCUCUCUCGAUAUAUGACUAUAUAUAUUCUAUCUUCCUUCUUCCACACAAGGAAGCGCAACAGAAAAUGCCGUGUUUACCUUUAUAUGAUCGUAGAGUAGCAGCAACCAAUGCGUGAUUUGUGGCGCACUGAUGCCUCCUUUGAGGCCCCGAGUGCCAUCCGUUUGAGUGUUUUUUAACAAUUCUAUCGUGCAGCUUUGACGUUGUGCAAUACGCUCAAGUAAAGUUUGAGGCACCGAGCCACAAGAGAAUUCAAGGGAAAGCUGGAAACUUUCCAUGGGAAUUAAGAGGAAGAAAUGGGAACAAUUCAAUUAAGUAAAGUGGAUUUAUAAAGUGCCAAUUCACAACAAAGGCAUUUUGAGUAUGGAGCAGAACAAGGGAGAGAAAAUAUAUUUCAAAUAAAGAGAAAAACAUUUAAUGCCAAUUUAGGCAGGGGGGAAUUAUUUCAUUCAUUUUAUUUUAUGGUAUUUAUUUUGGUAUUUAUUUUGUUGUUAUUUUGUUCAAAGAAAGGAAAUAACAGACAUAAAAAAUACACUGAAACAUCUAAAUUAAAAAAAUUGUAAUCUAUAAAUGUAUUUAAAUAAAAUGUAAUAUAAUAUAAAUAAAAUAUAAACAUAAACAUAUUGGACAUCAUUUCUAAAACAUUUCCACUUAAUUUACUGUACUAAAUUCCCCUCUGAAACUUAUUUUAUGUUUAAUAAAAAUAAAAACCUUUUGUCAAUGAAACAAAACUGUUAAAUUCUAAAAUUAAAUGUUAAAAAAAUAAAUAAGAUAUCAACUGAAAUAUGUAUAUUUUAAUAUAUUUUACAAAUAAAUAAAAUGAGAUAAUUAAUAAUUAAUUGGUUGACACCAAUAUUUACUAUACACACAAAUAUCCUAUUAAUUCCCGUUAAAAUAAAUAAAAUACAAAAAAUACAAAAUAACUCAAAUGAUAAAGAUUUCCAAUAUUCCUCCGUUUUAACCUCCCAUGGAAACUUCCAGGAGAGAUAUACUGUAUCACGCCCCCCUAGUUGCCAAACAAACAUCCCGCUACAUGGGUGUGCUUGCGUUGUUUGUGGUGAACGUGCAUAUGGCCAAAAAAAAAAAAAAAAAAGCCAAAAAAAGCCCAAAAAAACCCCAAUCAAUAAUAAAAAUGGACGAUACAUGCAGUGCAUUAGUAGUGUUUGCUGUUAGCAGCAAAAACAGCAUGUUUUUGUUGUAUUGGCAGCUUUUCCUUCACUCUAACACUCCCCCCCCCCCAUCGGCAUACUGUGUUUACUUUUCCAACCUGGAUGAACAAGCACAAUAGUGGCAAAGGCUUCUCAUUGGCUCCUAUUUGUGUGUUUUUACGUAUUGAUCUAUUUGUGCGACAGACACCCCUGCACACACACACACACACACUCUCUCUCCCCCUUGUGGUUGCUAUGCUGGUUGCUAUGCUGUAUUGCUGUAGAAUGUGGUGUGUGAUGGAGGCAGCCUCUCUCUCACAGUGCACAGAGACACAUUGGGUCAUUAGAAUAUAAAAUGUGUGUCCGCGGAUGCCUUCAGGACCCAUCCCGAGCGUCCUAUACGCACUGUGAUGUAUACUAUAAGUCAAUCUUUCUGUCGUGUGCACUGCCAGUGUUGACACUGCCUCCUCGUCCGUGAUUGAUGAAGUGUUCAUAGUUUACACAGGGUGUUGUCCAUUGAGAUGCCUUAAGUAUUUAACAAUCAUAAUUUAUUACUAACUGUAGAUAUGGUGGCUAUUUAAUUGGAUUUUUCCUCUCCUGUUGCUCGAAGGGACGAAUCGUGAUUUAUUUAUGUGGAAAUAACACACACAAAUGCUCGGAAAAAGCGAUUACCUCAUCUUUUUCUUUUUAGGUGGGAAUGCUUUGCAUGCAGCUUGAACACUAAAGGAAUAUUUAAAACGAUGAUAAUAAUAAUAAUAAUAAUAAUAAUAAUAAUAACGAUGAUGAUAGUUAGCACUGCUGUUUCAUGUGGUGCUGUGAAUCUUGCUUACAUUCCAUCCCAUGCAACACUUCCCAAUGCUGUGACAUAGUGUGGACAAACUGCAAUGGAGUGGACUGGUUUUCAGUUUGUGUGUUUUUAUCGUUACUAUUCUUUUGCACUCGUGUGUUGAGAUAAGGGAACCCUCUCACUGGCAACAAAAUGUACUUUUUUUGGAUGAUUUAUAUUACUGGGAGAAGCAUUUUUUGUGACAGUCUGCGUCUUAACUCAUUGGAAAAAAAUAGUGCCUCGUCUUAGCUUUAGGAGCUAUUUCCAUGGGAUUUUUUUGGGGGGGGGGGGUUCAAAAUUCACUUAUGGAUUGAGCCAAGUCAACAAAA
Dunckerocampus dactyliophorus (ringed pipefish) is the source of this 3868-nucleotide messenger RNA. It is a transcript of the gene ark2ca, whose product is annotated as arkadia (RNF111) C-terminal like ring finger ubiquitin ligase 2Ca. The coding region runs from base 88 to 1125 and encodes 345 amino acids. Gene Ontology annotation, molecular function: ubiquitin protein ligase activity; zinc ion binding. Lineage: Eukaryota; Metazoa; Chordata; Actinopteri; Syngnathiformes; Syngnathidae. The record is from RefSeq and is a predicted model, not a curated record. The transcript has 8 exons.